ACAUCUACGAAGAUCAGUACACCACACGAAUCUCAUUCGAUAGUUUCAUUUACAUUCGAAUUUUCAACAAUUUUAAAUAUGAACAGUAAAAGUUUAGUUUUCAUCUUUGGAAUCCUUGCUCUUGUAGCAGCAGAGGAAAGCUAUUUCAUCGAAGAUCAGUUUGGUACAGAAUAUCUUAUGGUACCGCUUCCACUCAGUCGACAAAGAAGACAAACGACAGUGGACAUCAACAAAACUCCUGGUGGAACACAAGUAGCUCUAGGUCAUAAAGGAACCAUUUUCGAAAAUGACAAUCACUUAGUUUCCGGACAAGGUUUUGUUUCAAAACAAUUUCGUCCUACUGGUCCAACUACACUUGGAGCAGGUCUUGGUUACGAACAUAAACCAUCAGGUUCUGGAAUAAACUUGGGUGCAUCAAACACUCGUGGUUUCGGGACUGACCUUUCAGCUACUGGAACUGCCAAUUUGUGGAGCAAAGGAAAUUCCAGAUUAGACGCCUACGCCAACUACGACCGACAUUUCGGUGGUCCAUGGGGUACUGGAAGACCAAAUUAUGGAGGAGGAUUGCAGUUUACGCAUAGAUUCUGAAAAGUGUAUGGAAUCCAUUGACAUCAGUGCCAUUUGUUCAAUGCAAUGAUUAGUUUAAUGAAUAUUAUGUCUCUUUAUCAUUCAUUAUUUAUGUUUCAUCUUAAAAACUUGUAUAUAACUUCGAAAUAAAUUUUUCAACCCAAA
Messenger RNA from Coccinella septempunctata (seven-spotted ladybird), 732 nucleotides. RefSeq lists its product as uncharacterized. Bases 79 to 588 code for a protein of 169 amino acids. Gene Ontology annotation, biological process: defense response to bacterium. Gene Ontology annotation, cellular component: extracellular region. The transcript has 3 exons. Lineage: Eukaryota; Metazoa; Arthropoda; Insecta; Coleoptera; Coccinellidae. The record is from RefSeq and is a predicted model, not a curated record.